CCAUCCAGUUGGUACUCUACUAUGUAAUAAGAUAUGCGCAACGGCGACGACAAACGACAACGUGCGUCGCAAAGUCCGGUCCAGUCGUCAGUCGAGCAACAAGUCGUUCUCCCCGCAGUAGAUCACAUUUUAUUCGAGUAAGGUACAAUCCGUCAUCGCAUCGGUAGUCAUCGUUGAUUGGGUCAGCACAGUCAGCCGACUUGUAGGUAGUGAUAAACAGGUUGAACGCAAACAAUCAACCUUCCCCCCGUUCCGUGCCGGCCGUGGUGGAACAUACAGAAGUGCUGUAACCCGGGCCCGUAAGUAGCCGCAAGUGGUCGUCAAAUAUGUGAUAACAGUUAAACGACGACAUCGUUCGGUGGUUGUUGGCCUGCAAGUGAGUGUAAUUCGUGGAAACUGGAGUCGUUGGAAUUGCACGUGUUGCACUGUGUGGUGACGAAAACGCCCGCUAUCUAUCUACCUCCCUCGAUUGUUAACAACUCAAUCAUCGAUCGUCGUCUGUCCGGCCGGCAGCCAAGUGAACCGUAAUGUAGGAAACGGGCAAUAUUAAUCAUAUAAACUCUACAUUUCUUCCAAGCGGAACACAAAAGGCAUAAAUAUCGCCGUGCACACAUUGCAUGCGUCUGUAUUAUUAAAUGUUUGUACAAGUAAAGAAACGCUCAAAACACGAUAAGAACAUCAAGUGGUGAAGGAAGCGAAAAAAAAAAACCGCGCUGAAUAAAAAUGAUAACGUAAUAUAAAUAUCAAUCGCAGAACACAUGAAUGACUGAGAGGCACAAAUUUGGACUAACCAGUCGUCAUCGGUGUCCGGGAGCGUCGCGACAUCGUCCAUAAUAAGCGUUGCACUCGUCGGUCGAUGUAAUGAAUAUGUGCAGUUGCUUCGAAUGUUUCAAGUGCCAAACAAGCAAUUAUCCAUCGAACAAUAAGUGCCGAAAAUCCAGCAACCCACUUCCGACAUAACGAGAGAGAGGAGGAGGAGGAGGGGCCAGGUGAAAAGUCAGGUGAUUUGGGGGCGGAGGCGGCGCGCGAACAUCCCGUUACACCUUUCGUUGCGCCUCGCGAGAUAAUGAAUGGGAUCGGCUGCCUGUAUGGGGUGUUGCUGUUCCUCCUGAGUCAGACCGUCGUCCAAACGGCGCGACAGUUGCAUCAUCGACGCCAUAGUAGAUCUGUCGAAACCGAAGAAUCCGAAGACGGCCAGGAAAGCUACGUCGUGGGAGUGGUGGAAUUUCGUCCGGAACCUUCCGAUGUCGACGUGCGCAGCAGAACGGAGCGACACCUGGAAGCGUACGCAGACCUGAUCCGCUCCGACGAAGCCAAAGUUACCGACAUAAUUAUUUUCCCGGAACUCACUCUCAACACCUUUUCGGACUCAGUCUACGUUCCAGACCCAAGCACAAACGUGAUCCCCUGCGAGGAAAACUCCUCUCGGAAUGUGCUUCCUUUCCUAUCAUGUCUGGCCGCCGAAGUCGGCAAAUACCUCGUAAUAAACCUUUCGGAGAUUUUCGACUGCAAAUCGUGUGCCCCUCACGGGUACGUUUGGUACAACACCAAUGUCGUUUUCGACCGAAACGGAGCUGUGAUAGCGCGGUACCGCAAGUUCAACCUGCUCGGUGAACACGGUACCGAACGGACGUACGUGCCGGAGAUUGUAACAUUCGAGACUGACUUUGGAGUGACGUUCGGGUUGUUCACCCGAUCGGAUGUGCUGUUUGCGAGACCGGCCCUGGAGCUGGUCAAACGGGAUGUGAAGGACUUGAUCAUGCCCUCAAUGUGGCAAGCAGAGCUUCCGUACCUUACGUCCACACAGGUCUACGAAAGCUGGGCCUACUCGAAUAAUGUCAACCUGAUUGUGGCGGGUAGUAACAACGAGGCUACGGGCAGUACCGGAACAGGGGUGUUCAAUGGAAGAAGCGGAGCGAUCUUGUCAUUAGUUACUGGUGAACCAACUAGGCAACUGUUCCCAGUACGCGUGCACAAAAAUCCUGGAAUCCGCACAGCAAAUCACAUUCCACUGGAGGAUUCCGACACGGAAGCCGGUCGAUUACAUGGGAAGUUCCUCGAAGAAAUCAAUAUUGAACGUGACUUCCUGGAGCAGUUCACCACCCUGCAGAUCAAUCCGGAACGCUAUCACGACCAUAUCGGUCAAAUUAUCUGCAAUGGAUUCUUCUGUUGCGAAUUUAGUGUUACUUUAACCAUCGUCCCCGAUCAGGACGUGACCCAUUACUAUCGGUUUGCGGUGUUCGACGGAUAUCGGUCUCUUUCCAAGCACAGUGACACCUACAUAUCCACAUGUGGAAUCAUCGCCUGCCGAAAUCAGUCUCUAUCCAGCUGUGGUCUGCCCAUGAACGAAAACUCAAACUACCUCGCAUUCAACGAAAUCGUCAUUACGGGCAAGUUCCAGGCGAACGGAACGCUGGCGAUGGCGAACUCCCUGGACGACAUGUUACACCCGUUGAGCGUCGAUCAGUACACGUUCUACUCAUCCGUCAAUUACUCGAUGAACCAACAGGACGUUCAACUCACCCUGCCCAGUGGAAGCGUAGCCAAUCUGCAGACGUUCGCGAUCUACGCCAUAAAUUACGAAAACUUUGAGUACUUCAACCCGAUUGAGGCCCCUCCGGAGCCUACCACGGAGAGUUCUUCGAUCGAGUACGGCGCCGUUGAAGACGAUACUGGAGGAUCAACUAGGGCUACGACUCCGGGUGCUCUGCUUCUGCUGAUACUGAUGCUGCUGGUCAGCUCGGUACGAGAACUGAGGUUGUAAAGAGGAUCAAUGGUCAGAGACGAUCUGAUAGCUGUAAAUAGUGUAAAUUUUUCUCGUAGAAUAAUUGAAAAGUGUAUGCCAAAUUGUUAGGAAUAAGUUUAAACAAUGCAAGGAAAGGCGAAGUUACCAGCUGUUCGAUCUUUUUCCUUCCAAACCGACCGCGUCAGAAGCAGAUCGCCAACUGUCAAGAUUGGAGAGAUCGAGAUGUUCGAAUUCCAAGUUCCGUGGUAUUAGAUAGGUAUUUAAAACGUUCCAAAAAUGAUCAACUCGAAAGCAAUAAAAGUCAUAGGUUUUACUUUAUCGA
Molecule: messenger RNA, 3068 nt
Organism: Aedes aegypti (yellow fever mosquito)
Lineage: Eukaryota; Metazoa; Arthropoda; Insecta; Diptera; Culicidae
Product: vanin-like protein 2
Exons: 7
Coding region: 1067-2764 (565 amino acids)
Molecular function (GO): hydrolase activity, acting on carbon-nitrogen (but not peptide) bonds, in linear amides
Source: RefSeq, a predicted model, not a curated record